This is a messenger RNA of Platichthys flesus (European flounder), 1288 nucleotides long. Its product is annotated as DDRGK domain-containing protein 1-like. The transcript has 8 exons. Lineage: Eukaryota; Metazoa; Chordata; Actinopteri; Pleuronectiformes; Pleuronectidae. The coding region runs from base 123 to 1022 and encodes 299 amino acids. The record is from RefSeq and is a predicted model, not a curated record.
GCGUUGGUUGUGUGACGCUCCCGUCGACAGAGAAGCAGCUGAACACCGAGGAGCAGGAGACUAAAACAAACGUGGAGGAUUGUUUAACCCUCGCUUGGAGUUUAUUUUAGGAGCAGAUAAAGAUGGACGUGGUUCUUUAUCUUAUCGCCGCUGUCAUCCUUAUUGUGCUCAUUGCGUUCGUGCUGAAGGUGCGCAGGAAAACACAGGAAGAGGAUGAGGAGCAGCAGCGGGAUGUGGUCCGGCCAGCGGGGCGCCCUCAGCUCGUGGCGGAGGAGCGAGGAGCGGGCAUGCCUCGCAGGAGGAGGAACCUUGCCACGGUGAUGGCCAACAGACGACCACAGAGAGAAGCUGUGGAACAAGAGGAGGAAGAGGUGGAGGGAGAGGAGCCAGAGCAGGAGCAGGAGCAGCAGAACUUCGGGCUGUCAGGAAAGGUUGGAGCCAAGAAGCAGAGGAAGCUGGAGGAGAAACAGGCCAAGAAAGCCCAGAGAGAGGCGGAGGUGGAGGAGAGGGAGGAGAGGAAGAAAAUGCAGGAGCUCAGGGAGCAGGAGCGACGGCAUGAUGACGAGAGGGAACGACGGCUGGAGCAGAAACAGGAGGAGGAGGAGCAACGGGCCAAAGAGGAGCAGGAUCGGCGGGAGGAGGAGGAGUACUUAAAACUCAAAGCCUCCUUCACCGUAGAGGACCAGGGAGAGGAGGAGCAGCUCACUGAGGACCAGUCCCGCAACCUGCUGCAGGAAUUCAUUGAUUACAUCGAGAGCUCUAAGGUCGUCCUGCUGGAGGACCUGGCUUCUCAAUUCGGGAUGAGGACUCAAGAUGCGAUCAGCAGACUGCAGGACCUGUUGGCUGAAGGCUCCCUCACAGGAGUGAUUGACGACAGAGGGAAGUUUAUCUCCAUCACUCCAGAGGAGCUGGACUCUGUGGCUCAGUUCAUCAAACAGAGAGGCAGAGUGUCCAUCACAGAACUGGCUCAGGCCAGCAACUCUCUGAUCAACCUGACGCCUGAGAGCCGCUGCGCCGCCUGACUGCUGCAGGACCACACGGCACAAAAAUCUGGACUCAGAUCAGUGUGAAGAUUUCGUGCGACAAUUUGAGGACAGCGUGUGCUGCUCUGUUCAGCAUCUGGCUUCAGCAUCUGGCUUCUAAUAUUAUCAUCUGCUGGCUUCACAUACUGAAGAGAUGUCAGGCUGCACAUGAACCGGGACUUAUGUUUGAUAAAUUAAAAAAAUAUAUAAACACAUACUGACACACUGUAUGCAGUGUGACAUUAAAAAAAUCAUUUGAAAGCAAA